AGUAAAGAAUUAAUUAUUAAUUAAUAUAAUAAUAAUAAUACAUAAAUAUCAACAAAAGAUUAUUACUUUUUUCUCUGGGCAUCUUUCUCCAUCUGUCUCUGUCCAUAUUAGACUACUGUAUGUGGAUGGAUGAACAAACUGUGAAGAAAAGUAGUGUUGGGAGGGUAGAUGAGGAUUGUGAUUUUGGAGGGGUGUUUUGUAUAAAAGUCCACCGCCAUUUUCUUGAUUGUGAUGUUUUUCUUUUAUCUCCCACUAAAUGGGUUUCAUUUUGACUUUGAGUUUGGGGUGUGUUUUUGCACAAUCUCUGGCAUGAGACGCUUUCUUCAAUUAUUGACUUGGAAAAGAAUCGCCAUUCAUUCCAGUCUCCUCCCUUCUCUUGCUUUAAUUUAAGGGAUUCAAGAUGGACAGACUAAGGCCUUAUGGAUUUGUUUUUGUUGUGGCAUUUGCUUGCUUUCUGAAGCUUGUGGUUGCUCAAGUUACUGACCCGGCUGAAGUCUCGGCAUUGACAACAGUGAAGAGUAGUUUGAUUGAUGGCGUGAAGAAUCUUAAGAAUUGGAAGAAGGGAGAUCCUUGCACGUCAAACUGGACUGGAGUUAUUUGUUUCCCUGCAGCUAGAGAUGACGAUGGCUACUUUCAUAUCAGGGAGAUUCAUCUAAUGAACAUGAAUCUGUCUGGAAAUUUAGCACCGGAGCUGGGAUUAUUUUCUCAUCUUCUAAUUUUAAAUUUCAUGUGGAAUGAGUUGACUGGUAGUAUACCAAAGGAGAUAGGAAACAUCAAAUCUUUGAGACUACUGCUUCUAAAUGGGAACAAUUUGUCCGGAUCUUUGCCUGAUGAGCUUGGCUAUCUUCCAAAGCUAAAUAGAUUUCAGAUAGACCAGAACCAGAUAUCUGGAGUAAUACCAAAAUCCUUUUCAAAUUUGAAUAGUAUCAGACAUAUCCACUUCAACAAUAACUCACUCAUUGGUGAAAUCCCUCCUGAGUUGUCCAAUUUGUCAACUCUUAUUCACUUGCUAUUGGACAACAAUAAUCUUUCAGGAAAUCUUCCACCUGAGUUGUCAAAACUUGCUGACUUGCGAAUACUGCAACUUGAUAAUAAUAAUUUCAGUGGUUCUGAGAUUCCAAUUUCAUAUGGAAACUUGCCAAAACUAGCCAAGUUGAGUCUAAGGAAUUGCAGCUUGCAAGGAAUCAUCCCUGAUCUUAGCAGAAUUCCGACCCUAUACUAUCUAGAUCUCAGCUGGAAUCUCCUCUCUGGAUCUAUACCGUUGGAAAAGCUCUCCAACAAUAUGACAAAUAUUAUUCUGUCAAACAAUCGUCUUAAUGGAUCUAUCCCUGGGAGUUUCUCAAAUCUUCCUUAUCUCCAAAGACUGUCACUUGAGAACAACCUUUUGAGUGGUUCAUUUGCCACCGACAUUUGGAAAAACAAGUCCUUUAGCACAAAUUCCAGACUCAAGAUUGAUCUUCGAAAUAAUGUGCUUUCAAACAUUCUAGGAGAUCUUGAUCCUCCCGUGAACGUCACUUUAAGGCUUCAAGGGAAUCCCAUCUGCAACAACGCAAGUAUGAGAAACAUUGGCCAAUUUUGUGGACCUGGAAGUGGAGGAAACGAUGAGCAUAAUCCUAUGACAAAUUCAAGUGUUACAUGUCCUAUUGGAGCUUGCCCAACUGACAACUAUUACGAAUAUGUCCCUGCGUCACCUACCGCAUGCUUCUGUGCCUCGCCUCUAAGAAUUGGAUAUCGACUUAAAAGUCCUAGCUUUUCUUACAUGACUCCAUUUUUUGAUCAAUUUGAGCUCUAUGUAACUCGUGCUCUGCAUCUAGAACCAUAUCAAUUGUUCAUCGAUUCGUGUUCCUGGGAAGAAGGACCUCGCCUCAGGAUGUAUUUGAAGCUUUUCCCUAUGGUUGGUAGCAUCCACACAUUUAAUGAAAGUGAGGUUCUCCGCAUCAGAGACAUUUUUGCUGAUUGGGGUUUUCCUGGAACCGACUUUUUUGGACCUUAUGAACUCCUUAAUUUCACUCUACUUGGGCCAUACUCGUAUCUCAAUUUUGAUUCUGAAGGCAAAGGUACGAAGAAGGGUGUGCUUAUAGCUUGUAUUGCUGCCGCUGCUAUUGUUGCUGCAAUAAUUUCCACUAUUACUACUAUUAUAAUUAUAAGACGGCAUGCUAGACGUCAAAGAAACCUGUCGAGGAAACGCUUUUCCUCAAAGCUCUAUAUCAAAAUCGAUGGUGUUAAAAGCUUCAGCUUUAAAGAAAUGGCAUUGGCGACUAACGAUUUUGAUAGCUCAACUCAAGUCGGCGAAGGUGGUUAUGGAACCGUUUACAAGGGAAAUUUAGCUGACAAAUCAGUUGUAGCUAUCAAGAGAGCAAAAGAAGGAUCCUUACAAGGACAAAAGGAAUUCUUGACGGAAAUCGAAUUGUUGUCAAGGUUGCAUCACCGCAAUCUAGUUUCACUCGUUGGAUACUGCGAUGAAGAAGAGGAGCAGAUGCUAGUUUAUGAGUUCAUGCCCAAUGGUACGCUACGAGAUUGGCUUUCUGCCAAAUGCAAGCAAAAUUUGAUGUUUGGAGCAAGAUUACUCAUAGCGCUAGGUGCAGCUAAGGGUAUCCUAUACCUGCACACUGAAGCUCACCCGCCAAUAUUCCACAGAGAUAUCAAAGCCAGCAAUAUUCUCCUAGACUCUAAACUCACAGCUAAAGUUGCAGAUUUUGGAUUGUCGCGGCUCGCCCCUGUCCUGAAUGAUGAAGGGAUGUUACCCGAUCACGUAUCAACCAUUGUCAAGGGAACACCGGGUUACCUUGAUCCCGAGUAUUUCCUGACGCGCAAAUUGACAGACAAAAGCGAUGUUUACAGCCUCGGGGUUGUGUUCUUGGAGAUCUUGACAGGCAUGCGUCCGAUAUCGCAUGGAAAAAAUAUUGUUCGCGAGGUGAACUUGGUUCAUGAAUCUGGCACACUGUUCUCCAUUGUGGACAGCAGAAUGGGUUCUUUCCCCUCAGAAUGUGCAGAAAGAUUCGUGGCAUUGGCGCUGCGGUGUUGCAGUGAGAAGCAGGACGAGAGGCCGUCGAUGCAUGAUGUUGUGAGGGAGCUGGAGACCAUACUGGGCAUGAUGCCAGAAGAAGAAGUUGACACACCAAAAUCAAACUUCAAGUUUGAUGGAAUAAUGGCAUCAUCGUUUUCUAAUACUGGUAAAGUUCAAACGGGAUCAUCAUCCAACGUUUUCGGGAGCGAUCUUGUCAGUGGUACUACAUUAUCCAUCACGCCUCGCUAACUAACUUCACUGAACUUAAACCUUGUACAUCAAAAUAUAGGUAGAAAAUUAGGAUAAUGUCACAACUGCUGCAAUAGAGUGUGUUCUGUUCCCCUUUUUUUUUUGCAAACUAGUUAUGGAGUGACACGUAGACGCUUAUUCUCUCUUUUUAAUCCAAUUUUUACUCCAUAUUGUUGUGA
Messenger RNA from Ipomoea nil (Japanese morning glory), 3435 nucleotides. RefSeq names its product probable LRR receptor-like serine/threonine-protein kinase At1g06840. The transcript is spliced from 21 exons. Gene Ontology annotation, molecular function: protein kinase activity; protein binding; ATP binding. Lineage: Eukaryota; Viridiplantae; Streptophyta; Magnoliopsida; Solanales; Convolvulaceae. The record is from RefSeq and is a predicted model, not a curated record. Bases 401 to 3256 code for a protein of 951 amino acids. Gene Ontology annotation, biological process: protein phosphorylation.